Topomyia yanbarensis is the source of this 1230-nucleotide messenger RNA. RefSeq lists its product as uncharacterized. The record is from RefSeq and is a predicted model, not a curated record. The transcript is spliced from 4 exons. NCBI's taxonomy places the organism in Eukaryota, Metazoa, Arthropoda, Insecta, Diptera, Culicidae. The coding region runs from base 1 to 1230 and encodes 409 amino acids.
AUGCCUGGUGAAACUUUAGCCAAAAAAGAUCCCACUAGAUGGCUGGAUACUGCAUUCUUUGAGAAAGUUCUACGUCAAGGUAUAAACGAUAAAAAUCUCACCGUCGAAGAUUUGCUCCUCUGCGUCCAUGCAAACGUUGGUGAGCAUUACGCCAGUACCAUCUACAGGGCCAAUGUUCAGUAUCGGUCCCAGGGCAAGAUAGAACCGAUCGCACUAAUUGUCAAGCUAGUGACAUCAAAGGUAAAUAAAUUUGCCGAUAACUCAUCUUUCGAGAAUGAAGUACACCAGUACCGGAACGUGAUCAACCCGAUGCAAGAUUUACUAAAGCAGGCAGGAGCGGAAAAUUAUGAACUAUGUCCAAAGCUUAUGUUUGCAUCUGCUGAACCGCAGCCGGUUAUCGUUCUAGAAGAUGUUACUCCUAGAAAGUUUGAGACCUACAAACAUUUGCUAAAUUUGGAGAACUCCAAAGUUAUCGCGGCGAAAUUGGCAAAAUUCCACGCGGCGUCAUACUGCCUGAACAAAGAUGUCACCAACAAAAACUUAGAUAACCACUCAGAUGGGUUGUUCAAGGAGAAGCCUAGUGAGGGAGUCAAGUUCAUGGAAGAAAAUUUCGAAAUUUUUGCUGACGAGUUGUCCAAGUGGAAUGGGUUCGAAAAAUAUUCCGAAAAGUUGUUCAAUCUGAAACCAAACUUUAUCAAGCGUGGUGUGGAAAUCUUCAAUCAGCACAACGGUAACACUAGUUUCAAGGUAUUGAAUCAUGGGGACUUCCAUUACAACAAUAUGCUGGUUCGAUUAUUCGCUGAUACGACAUCUGUUCUGGAUGCUCUUUUCAUCGACUUUCAGCUUAGUUUCUGGGGAUCUCCGGCUGUUGACUUAUUCUACUUGCUUUAUCUAGUGUGUGAUAAGGAAACCCGCGAAAAUCACAAACAGGAACUCAUAUACUACUAUCAUCAGCGAUUUACGGAAACUUUGCGUAAUGUUGGACACAUGGGGACACCUCCAACUCUGUUCGAAAUUAACAGCGAUCUGUUGAAGUUUGGAUUCCUAGAGGUCAUCAUUGCCGCUUGUUUCAUGCCGUUUCUUUUUGCCGACUACAGUGCGGCUUCAAGCGCGAUAGGAUGCAGUCAGGAUGCCAAAGCGUACCGUAGACAAUUGUACAACAAUCCUCAAUAUCGGGAGUUGAUCGAGCCACUACUGCCGUACUUUCUACAUAAAGGAUUUCUGGACUAA